AGAGGAAAGUUCGGACCGGUUCUUGUGUUCCUGCGGACAGCUGCGGACAGCUCAGCCCGAGGGGAGCGUGUUUUCUGCGGGUGAGAGGCUGUACGAUCCUCGGCAGUGUUCUGAGACUGUACGGCCCCGAACCCCCACCACCACCCCCCAGGACCAGAACCACGGACUAACCGGUGCAUGAACCGGCUCUGGACUCCUGCACAUCUAAAACCGGGACGUUUUUCUCUUUGAGGAACUGAGUCGAGUUAAAGUUGGACCUAAAGUCAGACCCGAACCAUGACUGCAGACAAGGACAAGAAGAGGAGCAGCUCGGAGCGGCGUAAGGAGAAGUCUCGGGACGCGGCACGCUGCCGGCGCAGCAAAGAGACGGAAGUCUUCUACGAGCUGGCCCACCAGCUGCCGUUACCCCACAGCAUCAGCUCCCACCUGGACAAGGCCUCCAUCAUGAGGCUGGCCAUCAGCUUCCUGCGCACACGCAAGCUGCUCGCCACGACCUGCAGCAGCCACAGCUGUGACGGCGCCGACGAUGGGCUCCUGGACAACAUGUACCUUCAGUCUCUGGAAGGCUUCGUCACCGUGGUAACGACGGACGGCGACAUGAUCUUCCUGUCCGAGAACAUCAACAAGUUCAUGGGCCUCACUCAGGUGGAGCUGACGGGUCACAGCAUCUUCGACUUCACUCAUCCGUGUGACCAUGAAGAGAUCAGAGAGAACCUCAGCCUGAAGGCAGCAGGAAGCAGCAGCCGUAAAAAAGGCAAAGAGCUAUUCACGGAGCGAGACUUCUUCAUGAGGAUGAAGUGCACAGUGACCAACAGAGGACGCACCGUCAACCUGAAGUCAGCCAGCUGGAAGGUGCUGCACUGCACCGGCCACCUGAAGAUGUACGAUGGCUGCACCUUGAGGGUUCAGUGCGGCUACAAGGAGCCGCCGCUCACCUGUGCCGUCCUGAUGUGCGAACCCAUUUCACACCCGUCCAACAUUGACGCUCCGCUGGACAGCAGGACCUUCCUGAGCAGACACAGCAUGGACAUGAAGUUCACCUACUGUGAUGAAAAAGUGACAGAGCUGAUGGGUUACGCCCCCGAAGACCUGCUGGGACGUUCGGUCUAUGACUUCUACCACGCCCUGGACUCAGACAGUGUCACCAAGAACCACCACAACUUGUGCACCAAGGGUCAGGCAGUGAGCGGUCAGUAUCGAAUGUUGGCAAAGAAUGGUGGCUACGUCUGGGUGGAGUCUCAAGGAACAGUCAUCUACAACAGCCGAAACUCUCAACCGCAGUGCAUCGUGUGCGUUAACUACGUCCUCAGUGACAUCGAGAACAAGUCGGUGGUUUUCUCCUUGGAGCAGACGGAGGCUCUGUUCAAGCCACAACACAUGAGCAGCUUCUUCUCUUCUGGAGAAGUGGGCAUGAAUGAAGAGCUAGGAGACUCCCUCUUUACCUCACUGAAAGAGGAACCAGAGGACCUUGCUCAGCUUGCUCCAACACCUGGAGACACCAUCAUUUCCCUGGACUUUGGUCGCCCUCAGUUCGAGGAGUCCCAACAGACUGCGUCGUUCACCCCAUCUACAUCCAUGCCUCCUCCAGGACCUUCAUCAUGGCCAAGCGAGGGGCACAAACCCUCUCCUGCAGCCUCGGCCCAAACCUUGCCUGCUGUUCCAGGGGACGUGGCUAACAGGCCAACAUUCACUGUGCAGCAGAACCCUCAGUCGGGCAGCGUCACUCCGAGCCUCAGCAGCUGCUCCACGCCCAGCAGUCCAGGUGAUUAUUACAGCUCAAUGGAGAGCGACAUGAAGCUGGAGCUGACUGAGAAGCUGUCUGCCCUGGACUCAGAGGGAAACAGCAGCUCUGCAGCCACUCAGGCGGACCUGAGUGACUUGGAUCUGGAGACUUUGGCUCCUUACAUCCCGAUGGAUGGUGAGGACUUCCAGCUGACCCCUAUAAUCCCGGAGCCAGAGCCCAUGGAGGGGGCUCAAGGAGGAUCCAUGGGGAGCAACAGCAACCUGAACAUCCAGCAGAGCUUCAGCAACAUUGCCAACCUCUUCCAGCCACUGACCUCCCCUCCUCAGCCAAAAAACCACUUCCAGUCACGGCCUCAAGCGUCCUGGGUCACCAGGCAGAGGAGAGGCUCCAGCCAGGGGGCUGCGGAUACCCAAAUAAGGUCGUAUAUGAUGAGCCACAUGCAGAAUCCCCCAUACCAAACACCGGCCAGCACACCUUUGUCUUCAAUGCAAUGGCCUCCUGACCCGUUAAUAACCUACCAGCAACAACAACAAAAAGGGCCCCCAAAAGCCUACAUGAUGGACAACUUAUCAGGAGAGGAGCGUCCAUCCUGUCAGCAGAACAUGUCAUACCUGCUACAGAAACAGAGGUCUAUUGAUAAUUUCAUUCAAGCUUACAAAGACACGAGUCCAGCCAGAGUGGCCUUGGCCAACAGUAUCAAGCGCUCCUUCAAUCAGAUGGCUGAGGAUGAAAGGAAGCCGACAGAGUUCAUAUGGAAGAAGAUGAGGGGUGACGGCUGUAUGGACCGCUCCCUCAGCACAGGAUCACUGACAGAUUCAGGGAUGAGCAGAGUGAUGCACGGCAGCGCAGCUCCGUUUCCCAGCCCUCAGCAUCAACACAGGAAGUCUCAGUAUCAAGGAAACUGGAUAAGUGGCGGAAAUGAGAAAAUCUUCCCCCCAAAGAGCUGCAGCUACACUGAUUAUAACACACUGCCUUCUAACAAGUCACAGGGCAUAGUGAGCCGUUUGCUGGGCCCUUCGUUUGAGCCCUCAUGUUUGCCGGAGUUGACCCGUUAUGACUGUGAGGUCAACGUCCCACUGCAGGGCAACCUACACCUCCUACAGGGCUGCGACCUGCUGCAAGCCCUGGACCAGGCCACCUAGAGCCCCCAGGUCCAAAUUCCCGACAUAAACCUGGACUUACGCCCAGCCCUGAGCCCCAACUUGCAGCCAUGACUACAUCUCUCUUCACCUGUUGUGCCUCCAGGCCUCCUGAGAGUCCCAACAUUAAGCUACCUGUAGAGCACAGCAUUCAGUACCACAUCCUGCCUUACUCGGCCCACACAAUCCGCUUCCCCCGUCCUUUUUCUAGUUCCUCGUACAAACUAAACGUGCAGCGAUAGUGAGGUCAGGCUGCCCCCGUUCUCUUUCUACCCCCCAAACUUGUGGCUUCAACCAGAUGCAGGUUCAGUAGAAAAGCUUCCCUGCACUGAACCCCCCACAUCAGACCACCCACAUACACGAUAUAAGCAACCCACAGGUCACUGGGUGGACAUAUAG
Nematolebias whitei (Rio pearlfish) is the source of this 3282-nucleotide messenger RNA. It is a transcript of the gene epas1b, whose product is annotated as endothelial PAS domain protein 1b. The record is from RefSeq and is a predicted model, not a curated record. Bases 277 to 2886 code for a protein of 869 amino acids. Lineage: Eukaryota; Metazoa; Chordata; Actinopteri; Cyprinodontiformes; Rivulidae. Gene Ontology annotation, biological process: cellular response to hypoxia; regulation of transcription by RNA polymerase II. Gene Ontology annotation, molecular function: protein dimerization activity; RNA polymerase II transcription regulatory region sequence-specific DNA binding; DNA-binding transcription factor activity, RNA polymerase II-specific. Gene Ontology annotation, cellular component: nucleus; transcription regulator complex; cytoplasm. The transcript has 16 exons.